AGAGGCGUUGCUCUCUGGCCGUGGCGCUUCUCUGCAAGCAAAAACAGAAAUUUCCGCUUCCUGCAACGAUAAAUAACUAGCGCAACUUGAGAAACAUUCGCAGCGACUUUGACGGUGAACGGCGGGUUGAAGCGCGCGUCGCGUCGCGUCGCGAUCGGUCUAACCGAGCCUCGGUCCUCGUGGACGGAUAACUGUGCUGCAGUAGAGGCUCGGCGCUCCAAACAGCCGUUUUAUUCGGGUUUUCCUUCAUUGUUUUCAAACAUAAGGUUCCUCCAGCAUGUCGGAGCGGGGAGGGCUCCCGAGGACUGGAGGCGUACCGUCUCCGCAGCCCUCCAAACCGGUGGCGAUCACCUCCAAUCGGCCGGUGCACAUGAACCUGUACGCCACCUGGGAAGUGGACCGAUCGUCGCCGAGCUGCGUGCCGAGGCUCUUCAAUCUGACUCUGAAGAAGCUGGUGAUGCUGAAGGAGCUGGAUAAAGAUCUGACGUCUGUGGUCAUCGCUGUCAAACUGCAGGGCUCGAAGCGAAUCCUGCGAUCCAAUGAGAUCCUCCUGCCAUCGAGCGGCCAAACAGAGACAGAUCUGCAGCUCACCUUCUCCUUACAGUAUCCACACUUCCUGAAACGAGACGCCAACAAGCUGCAGAUCAUGCUGCAGAGGAGGAAGAGGUACAAGAACAGGACCAUCCUGGGCUACAAGACGCUGGCGCUCGGGCUCAUCAACAUGGCAGAGGUGAUGCAGCACCCCAGCGAAGGCGCUCAGGUCCUGGGUCUGCACAGUCAGCUGAAGGAAGUGUCCGUCCCUGUGGCCGAGAUCCGGGUUUAUUCUCUGUCCAGUCAGCCCAUCGACCGUGAGGGACCCAAAGCCAAGAUGAGCGAUCGUUCUCCAGACAUUGAUAACUACUCAGAGGAAGAGGAGGAGAGUUACUCGUCUGAGCAGGAGGGCAGCGACGACCCCGUUCACCAUUAUCUAGAUGAUGAAGAGGACGAGGUGAGGAAGAAGAAACCCAGGCGCAAACUUACUUCAAACGCCUCCAUUACUAGACAACCGAACAUCAAGCAGAAGUUUGUGGCUCUGCUGAAGAGGUUUAAGGUCUCAGAUGAGGUGGGUUUCGGGCUGGAGCACGUGUCCCGUGAGCAGAUCCAGGAGGUGGAGGAGGAUCUGGACGAGCUCUAUGACAGUCUGGAGAUGUACAACCCCAGCGACAGCGGGCCGGAGAUGGAGGAGACCGACAGCAUCCUCAGCACUCCCAAACCCAAGCUCAGGCCGUUCUUCGAGGGAAUGUCCCAGUCGAGCUCUCAGACUGAGAUCGGCAGCUUGAACAGUAAAGGCAGUCUGAGCAGAGAGCCCUUCAGUCCUCGAGUUUGCCUUUAUUCAUGUUUUAACAGAUCCCUCUCUCUGUGUGUCUUUCGCAGGCCGUUCUUCGAGGGAAUGUCCCAGUCGAGCUCUCAGACUGAGAUCGGCAGCUUGAACAGUAAAGGCAGUCUGAGCAGAGAGCCCUUCAGUCCUCAGGGGGAGCAGCCGGCGUCUGAUAAACUCAAACCCUCGCGCAGCCGCCACCUGGACGAGCCUCUGUGUGAGACGGACACGCAGGAACUGAAUGAUCAGGAGUUGUUCAGUGAAGUCGGACCCUCUAUAACCGUGUCUGUGGCUGAAAAACCACGAACACCCCUAAAAACCAGCAAGAACGAGCUUCAGUCCAUGUCAUCGCCCAGGUUGGAUGGAGGACACACACCCCGUAAGCGCAGCACUCCUGUGAAAGACCGACAGCUCUCCAAACCGCUGAGCGAACGAGCCAACAGCUCCGACAGCGAGAGAUCGCCUGAAAUCGGACACAGCACACAGGUCCUCAGCAAGGCCGUCUAUGAUCAGUUGAAUCAGAUUCUGUUAUCUGAUGCUGCUCUUCCUGAAAGUCUCAUCCUGAUCAAUGGCACAGACUGGCAAGGACAGUAUGUUGCGGAGCAUUUAUUUUUGUUUUUUGAUGUGGAUAUUCUUGGAUGUUCUCAUCCUGUUGCUAAGCACCUGGGUGCCCUUGACAACCGUUACAGCGCUGCCUUCCUAGACGGAGCCUGGAGAGACACAUUCAACCGAUCAGAGCCACCGCAGACGGAUGCGGUGGACGUGGCGGUGCGUGUGGCUCAGUACAUCAGCGGCGCGGCUCUCACACACCAGCUGCCCAUCGCUGAGGCCAUGCUGACCUGCAAACACAGAACGAGAGAUGAAGAUUCCUAUCAGAAAUUCAUUCCCUUCAUUGGGGUGGUGAAAGUGGGUUUGAUUGAGCCUGGCCAAUCAGCAGCAGGCGACUCUGAAGAGGGCGUGGCUGUGAGUUUAGCCGUCCCCUCCAAGUCUCCGCCCUCUCACGGCUCACCCGGUGGGCUGAAGGAGACGGCCACGCCCCCCUCGUCUCCCUCCAUGGGCGGCGGUUUGGCAGUGCAGGGGAGUCCCAGCUUGUCUCACGGCGGGGACGCCAUCGGUCUGCAGGUGGAUUACUGGCUGGCGUCUCUGGCGGAGAAGCGUCGCGAGGGCGAGAGGAGAGACACCGGCUGUAAGAACACUCUGAAGAGUGCCUUCUGGUCGCUGCAGGUCAGCCGUCUGCCAGGAGGAGGAGCCAGCGAGCCGCAGGCACCCGGCAACACUAUGGCCAUGACCGUGGUCACCAAAGAGAAGAACAAGAAAGUUCCCACUAUUUUCCUAGGGAAGAAGCCUAAAGAGCGGGAGAUGGACUCUAAGAGUCAGGUGAUCGAGGGCAUCAGCCGGCUCAUCUGCUCCGCCAAACAGCAGCAGACCAUCCUGAAAGUCACCAUCGACGGAUGCGAGUGGAACGACGUGAAGUUCUUCCAGCUAGCUGCUCAGUGGCCGACUCACGUCAAGUAUCUCCCGGUGGGAUUGUUCGGCUACAGCAAACCGCCCUCCUAGGACUCCCCACUUUCUCAGCCCCGCCCCUUCAACCUGCAACCUACACCCCAUUGCACGCCACCGCCACUUUCACAACGCUGGCCAAUCACAGUUGAGACGGGACUCUCAUGUGACCGUCUCUGGAGGGCGGGUAGGUGGAGUUGAAGACGGCUUUGAUAGACUUUUAUCAGCGCUAGUCACUUUUAUUUAUCAAAGGCCCCAGAGCCACAUAUGGGGGCCAAGCACAAAAUUUGGAUACACCACCUGUCGAAGACUAUUUAACAGCAUGACGCCGCUUAAAUCACUCUCAACAACCCUCAAUAAGUCCCUUUGCGUAACUGAUCUCUUCCAUCAUUGACCUCCAUAACCAGUAUAAUUGAGAAAUGCAGCUAAAAUCUACCAUGGUAACUGUAUUUGGAGAUAAACUUGCAGUUAUUGUCACUCAAGUAAAAUCAGCUUUCGGAAUCUUUCUGUUACUUAGCAACUAGGGAAUUUUGGCAGAAACCAUGGUUGCCAUGGUAGUUUUUUGUGAACAGAGAUUCAAACAUGAAAAAUGCGCCAAUGAAUAUUCCGAAAUUAGCUAAUUUCUCGCCUGUAGUACGAAGGCGGAGUUAAACGCCAAUUUGACAUUGGAGGCGGGGCUACGAGGUGCCCAUCGGCCAACUGAGGAGUUUUUAGAUUUCCUAAAAAUCAUCGUUUGCAUAGUUUGUUUUAUCCUUCCAGUCAGCAACAUCUGGAAAUGCGUUGUUGACCUCCAACCUGCAUGUCUUAAAAAAAAGUUAACAUUUAAUGUUAGUUCAGUAGUGCACUGUGUACUUGUGCACAAAUCGCUUUGCAUGAUGCAGCGGUGUCUCACGUUCCCCUUGACACACGGAAGGUUAGUAGUUCGCAUUGGUUAAUUCUGUUAAUUAGAAUAAACAAUUUCAAUUUAGUUUUAUAUUCGUUUUUAAACGUGGUUUUAUGUGUCAGUUAUUGUUUAUUUUUAAAAGUGACCUUUUAGCUUAAAUAUGUAGCUCAUCUACAGGUUUUAUUUCAUUUCAUAAAACAUCUCCAAAGAUCUCUGGCCAAUCAGAAUGUAAACAUUACGGCACAGAAUGAGUAAGUCACCUUUAUAAUACGGGCAACGGCAAACUCGAUUUAUGAAAGAACUAGGUCGUAUCAAUCAGCACAAGGCCUAACGUAAAGGCUGCACGAGGUUGGAGGUGAAAAUGUCAGCGAUUAAGCCAGCAGAAUUGGGGAAGAUGUAGUUUUAUUGCUGUUUUUGGUUCUUGUUUGCAUCUUUACAGCUGGAAACCGGUUUGGGGAGAACUACAAGGGUUUCAUCUUCAUCAGUUGUCAAAUGCUAUGCACUUAAACUCACCUUCAUUUCUUCAUAUCUUCGUCCAAAGCACAAAAAGCGAUCAGCUCCUCAUACAGAAUGCCAAAUUAAAACACGAUUCGCAAACACUACCUUUACACACUGCAAACACAUGAUUUUCUUAUUUUAUUCUUAUUUUGUUUUUGUCUUUUCCAGUACAAAUAUCUAAACAAUCUUAAAUCAAGAUACAUUUACUUGAGAAGCAAAAUGACUUAAGAUGUACUGAAUUUUGAUAAUUUCUCAAAAAACAGUGCUUAAUAUCUUAAAUCAUUUGACUUUAUCUUGAUUUAAGAAGGUUUGGCUAUUUGAAAACACUAUAAAAUACAAACUAGGACAAAAAUACUGCGAGAAUCAUUUUUUGCAGUGCAGCUGUGAACAAAACGUCUGAACUGAUCAGUAAAUCUUGAGCUACAACAUCCCUUUAUUUUCUAGCUGGAGCUUGUUACAUUACUGCUAAUGGCAGCUUUCACAGAAGUACCGUGGUUUUAUUUUGUCUAGAACUUUUGUGAGAUAUUCUUGUGAGUGGUAGGUAAUGCAACAAAAUGUCACUGAAAUGUGGUUUUAAAAUGAUAACAAAACAAACAACAAAAAAGCUAUCUAUGAAAUGGUGUUGUGCCACAGUGAGAGUGAAGCCAGUGUGUAGUGCGCGUGUGUUUGUGUGAGUGUGUGUGUGUGUUGUGGACAGUAGUGCUCACUGGUUUAAUUAAUCUGGUGUUAACUGUACGUUCUUCACGACACAAGAUUCGGCGUCUUUCCACCCAGCCGACUUAUAUCCAUUGCAGCUUGAAAUGCUGAUAAAUUAUUAAUAUACAAUGAUUGUUACAUGAUUAACCUGUUGAACUCCUAAUAUUGUUUUUCAAACUGAAAGAGUGAAUCUCACAAAAACCCGUA
Molecule: messenger RNA, 5141 nt
Organism: Sinocyclocheilus anshuiensis
Lineage: Eukaryota; Metazoa; Chordata; Actinopteri; Cypriniformes; Cyprinidae
Product: phosphofurin acidic cluster sorting protein 1-like
Exons: 24
Coding region: 278-2914 (878 amino acids)
Biological process (GO): protein localization to plasma membrane
Molecular function (GO): transmembrane transporter binding
Source: RefSeq, a predicted model, not a curated record